UAGGUGUGAAGUGCUCACUCAAGGCCUGUGACCUCUGAAGGCAAGUUGUGUGCUCUUGAUGAAAUAUUGAGUAUUUGUGUAUGAGACCAUGCCUGCUGGUCCUUGAAAGAUUCAUGUCAAGGUUUGGGGUAAACUUUGUUGACCCGAAGCUGUUUAGUUGUGUCCAGGGUUUGUGGUCAACAGCAGCGAUGUUCCCAUUAUGACCAGACAAAUUGUGGCAGCAAGUUCUUUGGUUUUUGCUGUGUUGCCAUACCGUCCAGUUCCCAGCCUUAGUCUUGGAGCCCAGUAUGCCAUGGCGCAGAGGAGUCGUCGCCAAAUAUAUGAAACUGCCUUUGACAGCAAGCCUUCGUCGUGCUUCCGGCAGGUGGAGAAGAAAAACGAGGAUGGAGGGGACCUGAUAGAUCGCAUCGCCAACCACCCUAUCCUACAGCUUUUGAAUCUGCGGAGGCGUUCACGGCAAAGUGGAAACAGUGGUGGAAAUGGUUGUUUCAGAGCCAGGACUCUUCCAGGCAAUGCUAUUGUGGCUUCUACCUCUUCUGAUCCUAAGUUCCAGGUUGGUGUGUAUACUCCGAAAGGUGGUCGUCGCGAUCGAGGUCGUGGCAUAGCACCUCGCCCUGCACGCAGUGUAUCCACUCAUUACAUAACCGAGCACCGUGUCCGCCCUAUUGGAUUAUCAAAGAGUGAUGAUGAAAUUCUUAAUCGUGGGUCUGAUUCCUUGGAUGAAGAUGACUACAUUGAGGAUUACAUAGAAGGUCAGAAUGCUAAAGAACUCUCUGCAGACUUGAAUACCCUUCAUAUGCAGAGUGAUGAUUAUUUUAAAGAAACAGAGAAGGAGAAAAAAAGUUCAAAAAAGAAGAAAAGCAAGUUAAAAGAGCGAGCAGAGCUUAGUAAAUCUCAGGCCAUCCCUGCUAAACUGCCUUUACGACCCUUAGAUUUGCGAAGUCCUCCUGGCACAGCACCAUUGCCCAUUAAAUUCUGCAAAAAAACUCCCAUUGCAGAUAAAAGUCCCUCCAGUUGGUUUAGUCCCCCAAGACAAAAGGAUCUGACCCUCCCUAUAAAGAAAAGCCUAAGUAAAGAACUACUGGGAUUGAGUAGAAAUACACCACCUUGUGAGAGUCACAGCAGCCUCAAUGCCUCCAUGGAGGUGCUUCUUGAUAUUUCUUCUCAGAGGGAUAUAAAAUCAUGUUUUAUGCCCCCUGGAGUGAACGUGAAGUACUCCAGCAUUGAAAGUGUCGUGACGGGAAGUACCAUGUCUAGUCUUGAGAGUUUACGUAGCUCCAUGAGUGACGGUAGCAAGAGCACGGCGAGCAAUGAGUCGGCAAUGAGUAGUUACAAGAGUUCGUCCUUAGGGAGUGAUUCCUCCCUCCUAUCCCGUCCUGCCCUCAACCUCAGUGCUCCCCACCGGUCACUUAUCCAGUCCGCAAAGUUUCAGAUUCUCUCGCCAAUUUCUGAUAAGUCCCAGGAACCAUCAUCUGAAAAUGGAUGCCUUUCCCAGAAAAGUUCUCCGCAAGAUUUGGUAGAAUUACACUCAGCUAUGUCACGUCAGAAGACUCCUUUGCAACCCAGGAAUAUCCAAGAUGAUUUCCGCAACUUUCACCACAUUCUUCCUGGCCCUCCCAGAGAAGGAGAUGUUCAGGGAUCAGAUAGUGGUAUUAGUAUUGAGUAUGGUCUUCACAUAAACAGAAAGCACGAAGCUCCUUAUAGUGACUUACCCUUUGACAUGCCAAAACUUCGUCGACGAUUGGCUGCAGCAAAGAUUGGAAAGACAAGUUUGUCGAGCAGCAACUCUUCAAUCUCUUCCAGUGGUGCCACAAGCGAAGGAAACCCACGACUAAGUCUUCCUCCAAACUUCCAACCCACAGUCAACCCUGCUGUCUCCAGAUUACAAAUUUUGGAGGUUCGCAGUGGCACUUCCUCAUCCAACUCUAGUGACUGGGACACUCGGUCGUCAGCAGAGAGCAGUGAUGAACAAGGCACACCAAAGCUCAGAAACAAAGAUGGUAGCCAAGUUAAAAGUGGACUGGCCUUGGAUCUGGGAUGUGCUGCAAUGGCCAUAAAAGGAGAGAAAGUGGAUGUGAAGCUGCCACUGAUGAAGCAGGGCUGGUACCAUGGUGCAUUGAGCAGAACUGAAGCAGAGGCUACACUCAGAUCAUGCUCAGAAGGCAGCUAUCUCGUGCGCUCUCUUGAUGUCUCUCGCCAUGAAUACUCUCUGGGGUUAAAGUCUGCUCGUGGAUACAUGCAUCUUCGAAUACAGUUUGACUGUAAGACCGGCCAGUACAUGCUAGGGAGGGGCACCAAGCAGUUUUCUUCGGUGCCCCACAUGAUCCAGCACUAUAGCAUUUUUCGACUACCAAUCAAGGGUGCCGAACACAUGGUCCUGCUGCAACCUGUGAUUCAUGAAACCCUUUAGUCAAGCUACAGGAAAAAUUUGUUGUCAGGUUCAUCUGAAGUCAUGUAGAAAUUCUUGUUUUGAAUCUGCAUCAUAAUCAGUGAUCAGUCUUGGAAUACUUCCCGGUUAUGAUCAACAUUUCAUCUGUGGAUGAGAGGGUAAUGGGUUGCGAGCUUAAAACUAAGUCUGAUUGUUACUGAUUGUGUUGUGGGUUCACAGUGAAACCUAGUUGCCAAUCCUUUGCCAAACCUUGUGCAUCUUCCAGAAUUCUUAAUAAUCUUUCUAGUGCAUAUUUAAGUGAAGUACUCAAUGAUAACUUCUACCUUUUCCAGUAGUUUUCAGGCUCCUUCUAGUCAAAUCUUCACUCUCUAUAGAAUGCCCUAUAGUAGAUACCAUGCAUUAUCAUUGUACAGAAAUGUUGUAGGAGAUUGUGCAGUUGCUGCACCACAACUCUUGCUUUUGCUCUAGGUUGGGCCAAUUUUUUUUGUAGAACCAAAAUUACUGUAGAAUCGAAAAUUCCUUCAUCUAUCUAAUAGAUAAGAACAUUCCAAUGCCAGUAUGUAUGGUUUAAUCUAGUACAAAUUGUGAGGAUAUUGUCUACCGAAGAGUACCUCUGGUAAGAGCUCCUGAUAAUGCACACUCUUGAAGUACUGGCCAUGGGGAGAUGUAGCUGGUGGAUUUUGUGAACAUUAGGAAUUAAAUUAACAUUUUGUAGCUCAAGGUCUUGCAGAACACUAUGUAUUUUGCCUGUAAACAUUCCAUGUAUUUUAAGCUACAUAAAAUUUUGCUGCCUGCUGCAUUUUUCUCCAUUAUUU
This is a messenger RNA of Cherax quadricarinatus, 3204 nucleotides long. It is a transcript of the gene hwt, whose product is annotated as heavyweight. The record is from RefSeq and is a predicted model, not a curated record. Gene Ontology annotation, molecular function: phosphotyrosine residue binding. Lineage: Eukaryota; Metazoa; Arthropoda; Malacostraca; Decapoda; Parastacidae.